This is a messenger RNA of Macadamia integrifolia, 963 nucleotides long. RefSeq names its product agamous-like MADS-box protein AGL61. The coding region runs from base 106 to 702 and encodes 198 amino acids. Gene Ontology annotation, molecular function: DNA-binding transcription factor activity, RNA polymerase II-specific; RNA polymerase II cis-regulatory region sequence-specific DNA binding; protein dimerization activity. Gene Ontology annotation, biological process: positive regulation of transcription by RNA polymerase II. The transcript has a single exon. NCBI's taxonomy places the organism in Eukaryota, Viridiplantae, Streptophyta, Magnoliopsida, Proteales, Proteaceae. The record is from RefSeq and is a predicted model, not a curated record.
AAAUACUAGCCAUUACAGAAAGAAGGUGGUGAUCUGGUACUGUUUCAUUGGGUUCUGUAAGAAGGUGGUGAUCUGGUUACUGUUUCAUUGGGAGAUCAUAUUUUAAUGGAGAUGAAGCAAGAGAGGAAGAAAGGGAAGGGUCGUCAGAAAAUUGAAAUAAAGAAGAUUGAUUGUAAGAAAAAUCGAGUCGUUACCUUCUCCAAACGGAAAGCUGGGAUUUUUAGUAAGGCCAGCGAACUCGGCAUCCUUUGUGGUGCCGAGAUUGCCGUCCUUAUCUUCUCUCCUACUGGGAGGGUUUUCUCUUACGGUAACCCUUCUGUCACAUCUGUCCUAGGCAAAUUUCUCAACAACCAGAACUCUACUCCUGUGGAUGCCGGUGCCGGUAUGGGUGACGUUGAAGCACUGAAGUUUGAGUACAUGGAGCUGCUGAAGCAGUUGGAAGCAGAGAAGAUCCGAUCCUCUCAACUCAUCAAGAAACCCUCACAAGAAGAGGAACCAUGGUGGUGGGAAGCACCAAUCCAUCCACAUAUGGGAUUGGUUGGGCUUCAACGCUUGAAGACCAGUAUGGUAGAGCUUCGGAACAAUGUGGCCAAACGGGUUUCUAACUUCUCUGCUCCAUCUCCUUUCUUAAGUGAAUUGGAAUUGAAUCCUUCUGCAAUUGACGGAUACGGCGAUUUUGGUUUGGGACCUGGAUUUUUCUGAAGAACUAUACCAUUGGCAUUUUCCUCUGUUUCUUUAUUUCAAAAUUUAAGUAAUUCAUUUUACUCGUUAGUAUCUUCAUUGUAUUAUUGAAUUAUUACAUUCUUGGGGGGAGGGGGGAACAAUUUUUGAAUCAUCAAGAUUUGGCUUGGAAAAAACCCUUUUCCACCUUAUGAUUAAUGAUGUUUUCCCAGUCUGUUCAUUUAACUAUGUACUCUUCAUUGAAUUCUUAAUUAGAAGAUUUACAAUUUUAACUUUAAAGAA